Messenger RNA from Psylliodes chrysocephalus, 1587 nucleotides. The record is from the annotation of a GenBank genome assembly. Lineage: Eukaryota; Metazoa; Arthropoda; Insecta; Coleoptera; Chrysomelidae.
AUGGAUAAAAAUGAAUCAAAGAUUCCACUUGAAGAAAGAAGCAUGGAGGAAAAGGAACUUAAAAAACUGAUUCACACAUUUCAAGAAAAUGAUCCAGCGAGUUUUGAAGAGGCCAUUGUUGCAACUGGAUUUGGAAAAUAUAACUACAUCUUGCUAUUUUGUAUUAUUUUUCCUUCUAUUACUCAAAUGACUGAAACUGUUUCCAUAUCGUAUGUGCUACCUGUGGCAGAAUGUGAUCUAGAUCUUUCGCUCGAAGACAAAGGAAUAUUAAAUGCAGUCACAUUUGCAGGUAUGAUAGUCAGUGGUCUUUUCUGGGGUUACAUGAUUGACGCUUUAGGAAGAAAACAAAUUAUAGUUUACGGAUAUUUCGCGACUGGAUUUCUUUCGAUGACCGCAGCUUGUUCCUCUAGUAAAUUUGUGCUAAUUAUUGCCAAAUUUGUUGGAGGACUUAUUUUAAAUGGUCCCUAUUCAGCAUCAACUACUCACAUAACAGAAUUCCAUUCAUCAAAACAUAGAGCAAACGUUAAUAUGGUAAGAGGCUUCAUUUUAAGUAUUGCAAAUAUACUUAUACCGGUAUUAGCUUGGGCGGUUUUGCCAAGAAAAGUGGAAAUCUCCGUUUUAGGCUUAUUUGUUCUUAGGUCAUGGAAUGUAUUUUUGUUAAUAGCCGCUUUUUGUCCAAUAAUAAGUGGCUGUCUGUACGUUUUUUUACCAGAGAGCCCUAAAUUUCUCAUGACAAUAGGGAAAAAUAGACGAGCACUACUUGUGAUGCAAGAAAUAUACGCAAUGAAUAGUGGCAAUCCAGCAAAAAGUUAUCCAAUAAAACGUUUGGCUGAAGAAACUACUCAGAACCUAGCUAGCACGAAAGAUCUGAGACUUGCUCUGGGAAACGGGCUCUCACAAAUGAAAACAAUUUUUCAUCGACCUCAUUUUAAUAAUUUAAUUCUGGUUUGUUUUAAUGCAUUUUCUUUAGUCAUGAGCCUAAAUACUUUGAAGUUAUGGCUUCCUGGUAUAUUUCAAUCUAUAAAUGACUAUCAAAACAGUCACAAUGGAACCAGUUCUACUAUGUGUGUUAUGUUGGAAGAGAUGAACAAACCAAAAGUUGUAUCAUCUGGUCAAACCUGUAGUGUAAAUUUGGAUAACAUUUCAGUUUACAUCAAUACUUUUAUAGUUGCAUUUGCAAGAAUUGCUGCUUUCAUGGUUGCUGGAACUUUAGUGAAUUGGAUGGGAAAUAAGAAAUUAAUCAUUUUUCUGUGUCUAUUAAGUUCAAGUUUAAUGUUUUCCAUUUACUUUGCAAACAAUUCAACGAUAGUGACAAUACUUUCUGCAGCCGGUUCAGCUAUUGGAAGUGUACCAGAAAAUGUACUAGUUACUAUAACAAUGGAGUUAUUUCCAACAACUUUAAGGGCGAUAGCUUUAUCAAUACAUUUGAUGUCUUCACGGCUAGGCACAAUAAUAGGAAACAUUAGUUUUCCUUACUUGGUACAUUUAGGAUGUCUGCCUCCAUUCCUUUAUAUUGGAAUAUUUGGUUUUGCUUGCGGAAUAGUAUCGUCGAUUUAUUCCAAUACGGAAAACAAACCAUUAAUUUAA